UCUGUCUCUGUAUCUGUCACUGCAGGACACACAAGUUCUCCGGACUCUGUCCUCCUCCUCCUCCUCCUCGUCCUCCUCACCCUUUCUUCAUUCAUGCAUUCACCAUGAAUCCAGCAGGACAACAGUGACACGCGUCUCCACAGCUGGUGAGCGUUUCACCGGUGCAGCCGCGGUAACAGUUUGUUUUUACUGCGCUGUUUAAAACAAAACAGAAAAAACCUGGAAGACAAGAAAACAGGCGGAGCUAAAGGUUUCUGAAGGAUUUCACUUUUUAAAUACAUACAUAUAUAUAUAUAUAUAUAAAGUAUUAUUUAAAGAGGAAUAUUUUUGGUGCGAGUCUUUUGCCGCGGACAUGGAGUACACGUCAUCCCCGAAACCGCAGCUGUCAUCCCGGGCAAACGCUUUCUCCAUAGCGGCCCUGAUGUCCAGUGGGAAGCCGAGUAAAGACAAAGAGACGGAGGAGAGCACCAUCAAGCCUCUCGAGCAGUUCGUGGAGAAGUCCUCGUGCAGCCAACAGUCUCUGGCUGAGCUGUCUUCGCUGGACGGACACGCGGACUUCAGUGGGAGCGCGCCCGCCGUGUGCACGGAGCCGCUCAUCCCCACCACUCCCGGCAUCCCCAGCGAGGAGAUGGCGAAGAUCGCGUGCAGCCUCGAGACCAAAGAGCUGUGGGACAAAUUCCACGAGCUCGGCACCGAGAUGAUCAUCACCAAGUCUGGAAGGAGAAUGUUCCCCACCAUCCGUGUCUCUUUCUCUGGCGUGGACCAGGACUCAAAGUACAUCGUGUUGAUGGACAUCGUCCCCGUGGACAAUAAGCGGUACCGGUACGCGUAUCACCGCUCCUCGUGGCUUGUGGCCGGCAAGGCUGACCCUCCUCUUCCGGCCAGGUUGUACGUUCACCCGGACUCGCCGUUCACGGGAGAGCAGCUGAUGAAGCAGAUGGUUUCCUUCGAGAAAGUCAAACUGACCAACAACGAACUGGACCAACAUGGACACAUCAUCCUCAACUCCAUGCACAAGUACCAGCCGCGGGUCCACAUCAUCAAGAAGAAAGACCACACGGCCUCGCUGCUCAACCUCAAGUCUGAGGAGUUUCGCACCUUCGUCUUCGUCGAGACCGUCUUCACCGCCGUCACGGCCUAUCAGAACCAGCUGAUAACUAAACUGAAGAUCGACAGUAACCCGUUUGCCAAAGGUUUCCGGGACUCGUCGCGACUCACAGACAUGGAGAGCAGGGAAAGUGUUGAGAAUCUGAUCCACAAGCACUCGUACGCCCGCUCGCCGAUCCGAACCUACACCGGCGACGAGGACAACCUGGGCGAGGACGGACACUCCGCGCACGCCAGAGGCUCAGCGUUCAGCGCCUCAGAAAACCUCUCUCUGAGCUCCUGGGUCACCACCACGUCGGGCUUCUCGGGCUUCCAGCACCCGCAGUCCCUGUCAGCAAUGGGCACCAGUGCCGCCUCCCUGCCGCACCCCAUCCAGGGCUCCCUGCCCCCCUACAGCCGGCUGGGCAUGCCGCUCACACCCACAGCUCUGGCGGGAACCAUGCAAGCCAGCGGGCCGUCGUUCCCCUCCUUCCACAUGCCCCGCUACCACCACUACUUCCAGCAGGGGCCCUACGCCGCCAUCCAGGGACUGCGCCACUCCUCCACGGUCAUGACGCCCUUCGUAUGACUCCACACUUAAACCUUCCUCCCGAGUUACAAGUCACUUUUCCACAGCGGCUCCUCACUCCUCAUCCAGUUUGCGCGUUGCCUCUGGUCUUUGUAAAUAGUUCACCUCAGUGGGUGAGGUAACGGACACUAUGAAGAGGAAACUGCUUCCUUUUGAGCAAAUCCAGGAAAAGGACUGAAAGACCCCAGGACCUGGUCCAGGUUUUGUACAGACUCUUUGGUGACGUUGAACAAACUCUAAACCCUAAUGCGAGACGACAAAGGGAACAUGCUUGAGCUUGACCCUUGAGGAAGUGGAUCCUCCAUUAACACUCACUUUACCAAUAUUUAAAACGACCACACACCCUUUCUUCCUCUUUAGACUGGCUACAGGGUCUCAAGUGAAGCUUUAAAGAUCACUCAACCUGUGUAAGUGAUCAUUACUGGAGCUUCAUGCGACCCAACACUUCAGCAUAUCAUAGAGGCAAAGCUGCCAUCUCAGCUUUUCUAGAAAAACCAGCCACGUGUACAAUAUGACGUUACAACUCCACGCUCUGAUGGAAACAUGUUAAAAAAUGUGUUGUACAAAGAUGAAAAAAGCUGCAUUUACUCAUAGGAAAAUUCUCACUGUAUAGAGUGUAAAAGAAAAAAGUUUAAAAAAAAAUCAUAGGACGCAUGCAGACCGCAGUAGACAGACACACAGCGUGAACUUCAUACGCUCAAAUAAGGGACAAAAAUGAUCAACUUUGACCGGGGUGAGAGAUUUCUGCUUAUACUUUAAAGGUCCAGUCAAACAAGCAUUUUCAAUUACAUUAGAAAAGACGUAUAGCCUUUUUUUAACGUGGGAUUAAACCUCAGUGGCCGACAUUAAAUAUUAUUAACCAACAGCAAACACCAAAGAGCAUUAACUGAGCAUCCAACGCGGAAGAAACUACAGCGCUUAAGCUGUAGCUAAUUCACUGUGUUGGACCAUGAACAUUUCAUUUACAAGUGUCGCGUUAGCAAGUCUUCCCUUCCUUUUGUUAGCAAAACUAGCUAAUAUUGCUAGCGGUGAGUUUGCUUGUUUUUGCCUGGAUUAAGAUUAAACCUUGUUCACAAAAUGACAGCAGGAAGGGGGUGGGGGGGUGGG
Molecule: messenger RNA, 2782 nt
Organism: Solea senegalensis (Senegalese sole)
Lineage: Eukaryota; Metazoa; Chordata; Actinopteri; Pleuronectiformes; Soleidae
Gene: tbx20
Product: T-box transcription factor 20
Exons: 8
Coding region: 353-1675 (440 amino acids)
Biological process (GO): heart looping; positive regulation of DNA-templated transcription; vasculogenesis
Cellular component (GO): nucleus
Molecular function (GO): RNA polymerase II cis-regulatory region sequence-specific DNA binding; DNA-binding transcription factor activity, RNA polymerase II-specific
Source: RefSeq, a predicted model, not a curated record